This is a messenger RNA of Vitrella brassicaformis, 1674 nucleotides long. NCBI's taxonomy places the organism in Eukaryota, Vitrellaceae. The record is from the annotation of a GenBank genome assembly.
CAGCUCUUGGAUGUGCGAGUGUGUGCAUAUUCAUGCAAUGGAGAGAUGGCCGGACGGAUUGACCUGCAAUUUACUCAACUGUGUAUCUCGGUCUAGUUGCGUGGAUCCGUCUGAGGCAAGGCACGUCAGAGAGGCACUCACUGCCUCUGCAAAAUAACGAUCAGGCACACGAACAUACAGCUGUGGACUGCUUCGCAGUCGCCUUGAUAAGUCAACAGACGCCAGCACAGCACAGCACAGCAACCUUCGACAGUCAGUCAGACGAGACGGCCACACUUACUCACUCACUGACUCGGGCACAACCUGCAGUACUUCAAUCUCAUCAGCCUCGAAGACGGUAGCGCCUCCGAGCAGCACGUCAUCAUCAUAGUCUGUCUCGCCCUGGUAUUCAUCAUCAUCACACAAGAACUCCUUCUCCGGAAAAGCUUGCUGACAGCUCCUGAUCCAGUCCGGCUCAUUCCAGGUCUCUCGUGUUCCAAUGCACAGGUAGUCGUGGCCCACUUUCAAUGCGGAGCCGAGACUCUCGUCGCCUCUCCUGGCGACCACCACUUGCUGACGCCACUUGGGGAUAGGAAUCUUUCGUGCGGCAGGGUCGUCGAAAUGCCCCGCCAGCGAGAAAAACCACACGUCAGUGUCGUAUUUGUGGACGUCGUUGCCGUCUUCGGGCGCUCGAAUGCCCGCCUCUAUGUAGCAGCCGAAUAUGUACUCGUUUCUCCGGACGAGCAGCACCACCGGCCCGGUGCUGUUUUCCAUGAUGUCGAAGAAUGCGUCUUCGUCCCAUUCUUCUUUUGUGCCUCUGAAAACGGGGCGUAGAGUCUUGUCCGGCCCAAGCCACUCCUCAAGCUGAUCGAGCUGCUUUCGUCUCAAGGAACUGCCAAAGGUGGCCUACGUACGGAAGACAACGGUGCCGAAGUGAAUGUCUCUCCCCCUCGCUUACCAUUUUUUCUCUGAAUUCCUUACGUAGCUCCUCUCGAAUGUUCUCCUCCAGCUCGCGACGCAGCUGUGCACGGAUCAUAACCAAAUACACUCGUGAAUGAAUGUGUGCAGUCACGCUGCAGUGUGCGUCGGGCUCACCUCUUCAUGGUCCGUGGCAACGCUACCUCCCGCGUCAAUCAGUGAUGCGACGGUGCUCUCGCAGACGGUGCCCUUGAUGUCAGACACGCUCCGGUUGAGGCCACAAAUGGCGUUCUUGAUGGUCUCGAGCUCAUCGGUAUGUUCUUCCAGUUGUGAUGUUUGCUCGUCCAGUUGGGUGCCUCGCUCGUCGACUUGCAGAGCGUGACGGUCCAAUUGGCCCACAAUGUCGUCCAGCUGUACACAUGCGACACAUACACAGAACACACAAAUACACAUGCAAGUACAUGCGACAGAGCUGGCUUGCCUUGUCGUCCUCCACAAGCGAAAGGACGGACGAGUUGAUGGAAAGCAGCAAUUGCUUCUGCUCUUCCAGCUGGGUUUUGAUCUCAUUCAUCACAGUGUCGCUGACGCUCCCCUGUCGUCUGAAGAUGGCUCUCGUCUGCUGCGGAUCUGCGCGAGACGUCAGCCCGUUGUGUCGACCUCCGAGAAGCAUCGCGUGGCGAUGUCGGAUCAGCGAGGGAAGGAUGAAGGCCGAACAUGAUUGGACAAGAAGCAAAAGACUGAGAGGGGCCAUCUUUGCGACAGUGCAAUGAAUUCCUG